AUGGCUGCCGUCUCCGACAACGAUAUCAUUGCGCGUCUCGGCAAGCUGAGCAUCUCGGCCCCUGAGGUGCUCAAGCACGCCGCCGUCUCUGGCGGUGCCGAGUGGCGCGCCGAGCUCGACAAGGCCGGUAAGGCCGGUGUUCCCCUCACCAAGACUCUCCUUUUCAAGCCCAAGCAGCCCAAGAGCGCUGAGCCCACCCCCGUCCUCGUUAUCGCCAAGGAGGAAACCGAGACUUCGUCCGGUGCGAUCGGCGGUGCCCUUGGCCUCAAGGACCUUCGGCUUGCCAACGAGGACCUCAUCAAGCAGGUCGUCCCCUCUGCCGCGUCCAAGGACGACGUCUCCGCGCUCCCCCUUCCCGCCCCCGUUCCCUCCACCCUCUUCGUCGUCCUCGACUCGGCCCUCGCCUCGUCGUCUGACGCGUUCGCCCUCCACCUCACCUCGUCAGCUUCGACCGUGCUUCUGAAGGGCACUGAAAUCAAGGCCUACCUCCAGUCGCUGACCGCUACCCCCGACGCUGUGCGGGUCCUUGACUUUGCCGAGCUCAAGGCCAACGCCCCCGCUCCCGUUGCCCGCGCUCCUAAGGAGAAGAAGGAGGCUGCGCCCAAGAAGGAGGUUCCCAAGAAGGACGACGACCUCUACGAGAUGGCUAUCCAGUACAAGAAGGACGAGGACUUCCCGGGCUGGUACACCGACGUGCUCAUCAAGGGUGAGAUGCUCGACUACUACGACAUCUCGGGCUGCUACAUUCUCCGCCCCCCUUCGUACCACAUCUGGCAGGACGUUACGGCCUUCUUCGACGGCGAGAUCAAGAAGCUCGGCGUUCAAGACUGCUACUUCCCCAUGUUUGUGUCCAAGGCGCGUCUUGAGAAGGAGAAGGACCACAUUGAGGGCUUCGCCCCCGAGGUCGCCUGGGUGACCAAGGCCGGCAAGUCGGACCUCGAGGAGCACAUCGCCAUCCGCCCCACCUCCGAGACCGUCAUGUACCCCUACUACGCCAAGUGGAUCAAGUCGCACCGUGACCUUCCCCUCAAGCUCAACCAGUGGAACUCGGUCGUCCGUUGGGAGUUCAAGAACCCCCAGCCCUUCCUCCGCACCCGCGAGUUCCUGUGGCAGGAGGGCCACACCGCCCACCUCGACAAGGCUGGCGCCGACCAGGAGGUUCUCGACAUCCUCGAGCUCUACCGCCAGGUCUACACCGACCUUCUCGCUGUUCCCGUUGUUCCCGGUAAGAAGUCGGAGAACGAGAAGUUCGCCGGCGCCGAUUACACCACCACCGUCGAGGGCUUCAUUCCCACUACUGGCCGUGGUAUCCAGGGCGCGACCUCGCACCACCUUGGCCAGAACUUCUCCAAGAUGUUCGACAUCAACGUUGAGGACCCCAACGCCGACCGCUCGGACCCCAACGCCAUCACCAAGAUCAACGUGUUCCAGAACUCGUGGGGUCUCUCGACCCGCUCGAUUGGUGUCAUGGUCAUGAUCCACGGUGACGACCAGGGUCUCGUCUUCCCCCCCAAGGUUGCGCUCCACCAGGUCGUUGUCAUCCCCGUCGGUCUCUCCAAGGUCGAGGGCCAGAACAAGACCAUCUACGACGCGUGCCAGAAGCUCGCAGACGAGCUCAGCGCCGGCGGCGUCCGCGCCACCGUCGACCUCCGUGACGGCUACACUCCGGGCUGGAAGUUCAACGACUGGGAGAUGCGCGGCACUCCCCUCCGUCUCGAGCUUGGCCCUCGCGACCUUGCCUCCAAGUCGGCGCUCGCUGUCCGCCGUUACGACAACAACAAGAGCUCGAUGCCCCUCGACAACAUCGUCGACAGCGUCAAGAGCACUCUCGUGGACAUCCAGAAGAGUAUGUACGAGAACGCCAAGGCCAAGAUGGACAAGCACAUCAUCCCCGUCACCGAGUGGAAGGACGUCACCCCCACGCUCGAUGCCAAGAACAUCCUCGCCAUCCCCUGGUGCGAGGACCCUCAGUGCGAGGACGACCUCAAGGACCGCUCGCGCGCCGAGGCCGAGGCUGCCCGUGGCCAGGCUGAGGACUCGAAGGCUCCCUCUUCCGGUGCCAAGUCGCUCUGUAUUCCCUUCGACCAGCAGCGCUUCGGCCCCUUCCCCCAGGGCGAGAAGCAGUGCUGCCCCCAGUGUGGCAAGAAGGCGUCCAAGUGGACGCUGUUCGGCCGCUCGUACUAA
Messenger RNA from Cutaneotrichosporon cavernicola, 2184 nucleotides. RefSeq lists its product as uncharacterized. The transcript is spliced from 2 exons. Gene Ontology annotation, biological process: prolyl-tRNA aminoacylation. Gene Ontology annotation, molecular function: aminoacyl-tRNA deacylase activity; proline-tRNA ligase activity; ATP binding. Gene Ontology annotation, cellular component: cytoplasm; aminoacyl-tRNA synthetase multienzyme complex. The coding region runs from base 1 to 2184 and encodes 727 amino acids. The record is from RefSeq and is a predicted model, not a curated record. NCBI's taxonomy places the organism in Eukaryota, Fungi, Basidiomycota, Tremellomycetes, Trichosporonales, Trichosporonaceae.